AUCUUCGGAUGUCUGAUGAUCUGGGCAGCAGUACAGUCGACUGCAGUCGCCAACCAGGUGUCGGCGGUUGGCGGACCAAGCACAGCCUGGAUUUGGGUGUUUGCCAUCGGCAUCUUCGGCAUCUCCUGCUUGGGAAUCUUUGCUGCCUGCUCUGAGAAAGGCAUCGCCCUCAAAAUAUUUGCAGGUUUCAUGGUGGCUGGAAUGAUCAUCAUGCUAAUCUUAGGCAUCAUUGUCGUCGUCUUCAGGAACAAGGUCAAAGAUGCCUUUACCAACACCCUGUCGGACUCGAUAGUUCCCUACAUGAAGGAUGAGGAGUUCAGAUCAUUUCUUGAAGGGAUGCAGGAAUCUACCCAGUGCUGUGGAGUGGUGAGCACCAAUGACUGGGGUAAUGAGAUCCCUCAGUCCUGUAAGUGCUCUUCUCGACAAUCAGUAUAUGGAUCACCUGCAUGUAAAGCCAGACCUCAGGGAGCCACUGGCCCAGAUCAAGUCUUUAAACAGACCUGCGGUGAAGUGCUCUUUGGGUUCUUAAACAUCUUCUUCCAGAUCUCCAUGGCUUUUUUCUUUGGAUUUGCUGUCACUGCACUGCUGGGCCUGUUGGUCUCCCUCCUGAUGAUCCAUCAGGUCAACCGUCACGACAGCGCAGGAGGAUCGUCCAUUGCCAUGAAGGGCUACUGAAAGGAACCCUCCACCCCCUGACCCCUGACCUUUAACCUCUGCAUUGUAACAGGAGGACUCAGUGGUCAACAGGACCUCUUCUUCUUCUUUCCUUUCUUUUUUUUUACGAUAUUUGUGCCUUUUAAGAGAGCGACAGGGAAAGCAGGAAACAGAGGGACGAUGCUGCAAGAAUGUUUUAUUUGGAGGCAAAAGUCUUCCAUCUUUUUAUUGUAGAAAAUAUAUGCAAACAUUUAUUUUUUUGUGAAUCAUUAUAUCUCCUUUGUGUUAUUUGGCGGUAUGCAUGUAUAGUAGUCUUAUGUAACAGACAUAUUGUACAAAUGAAGCUGUCUCUAAGCGCAGCCUUCACCACAUCCAGCUACAGCUCUAUUAACCCGGGGAGGACUGAGAUCAGAGUUAUUACCGGUGAUUUAAAAUCCAACAGUAUAAGAGAACCCACUUCUUUUCCAUCCAAAGUUCCGAUACGAUUCAGGGACGAUGCUUUUUAAUGAACAAUUCGAUGCAAUCUGAUACAGUUCUUAACAUUUGUUUACCAUUGAAUCUAUAAAAGUCACAUUGUUCACCUUCAAAUACAUAUAUUUCAUAAAAUACCAGGGAAUCUGAAGUAUUUUUUUUUUUCAUGGCAUCCCUUACCAAAAAACCCCCCACAUGUGACCACAUGUACACGUAAUUUUGCACAUUUGGUGUAAUGUGUAAAACCAGCAUCUUUCCUACAUUUUAUUGUGUUGUAAAGUUUGGAUAUUCAUAGGUUUUUUUUCUGUAAGGGAUGGGGAAAAAAAUGGAAGUUAGAUUACAUGUCAUUUUGUUUCCGCGUAGUGAUGUAGUCACAUCUAUAACGUUAAAACUAAUUUCCAACUUACAUCGCUAAAUCUAUACACCCCUAUCAUCCAUGCGUUUGGGCCUCAUAUAAAUUGAUUCUUUCAGUUUUAUGUGUGUCACACACGGGUCCAGGACUUGUUUAGCCUAGCUUUAAUUGCUAUUGUGUUGUUGUAAUGUUACUAUUCCUUUAAUUCAAUGAGAAUAUGCACUGACAAUAAGUUUUUCGUGGAUUGGGAAAUAAAAGCCCCAGAUUUGACUGCUCUUAGUAUUUCUGGGUGAUGAACACUGAAUGAAGUAUUCAUGAAGAUUCAUUCUAAUCUAGGUAUCAUUUCUGAAGGAAUUAGCAUCAUAAAAAUUAGGAAGAAGACCAUUUCAGAACCUCCUCGGGUUAAAAUGAGUCAGAACACUUGAGCUGUCUCUUGCCGGUGUGUGCUUGUUAAAGAAAAUUUACAACAACAAACUAGCAUAUUUCCUAAAGAUAUGUGCAUGUAUUAUGUAAAGCACUUCAGUCUCAACAGAACAAUUCUGGGUGCAUAAAGAAUUGCCUAACUUGACAUUUUCAAAAUCAGUAAAACAGAGCAGGUAACAUUUGGGGAAAGUUCGGAAAUCCCAGCAACACUUGCAGCACUGAGAACAAAAAAGGCAUUGUCUCAUCCGUAUUUGGAUUCAUGCUGAAGCCAAUAAAAGAUCACACAACCCACAGGGUGAAGCAAACCAAAUAGCAGCUCAGGGUUACAAGUGUACAGAUCUCCUACAGACCAUGAACACCUCACCAUUAAAUAAAGAGUGACAAAAAUUUAAAUACAAAUACUGUAACAGGAACUGUUUUAAUGUCAAAUCUGUGCUCAUAUAAUUUCAGAUUAAACUCUUGACUGAAA
Messenger RNA from Morone saxatilis (striped sea-bass), 2369 nucleotides. Its product is annotated as tetraspanin-7-like. The record is from RefSeq and is a predicted model, not a curated record. Gene Ontology annotation, cellular component: membrane. NCBI's taxonomy places the organism in Eukaryota, Metazoa, Chordata, Actinopteri, Moronidae.